This is a messenger RNA of Drosophila biarmipes, 4602 nucleotides long. RefSeq names its product alpha-1-macroglobulin-like. The transcript has 6 exons. The record is from RefSeq and is a predicted model, not a curated record. Gene Ontology annotation, molecular function: endopeptidase inhibitor activity. Bases 246 to 4535 code for a protein of 1429 amino acids. NCBI's taxonomy places the organism in Eukaryota, Metazoa, Arthropoda, Insecta, Diptera, Drosophilidae. Gene Ontology annotation, cellular component: extracellular region.
CACAACACUAUUGUGUACGUGUAUCUCUGUGACUUGUGCUCUCAGCAAAAUGUUUAUCGGUUAUUUUGGGAGCGAAUCAGGCUGAACAAUCCCAACUGAACAGUUGGAUUGCCGGCAAGCUGAAGUCGCGUCCUAAGUAUUUCGCAACAAAUGUGUUUUCAUUUAUUCCCAUCAUCCGUUGAGUGAAUGCAACUUAGAAGGAAAGGUUUCCAGUUCCUUCUUUGACUUUACGGAAUCAAUUUGGGAUGGAGAGGAAUCAGGCGAAGACCAAGGGCCCCAAAUACACCAUUGUGGGUCCAGGAACCAUCCACUCGCACCGUGACUACAAUGUGGCAGUCGCUGUGCAUCACAUCACGGAGCCUGUGACCCUGAGGGUGGGAAUCUCAGGGCCCUCCUACACAGACACCCGGACCGUGGAGUUUUCCAGUUCUGAUGGGGUCCAGCAGAUCACCUUCAAGCUGCCACCCCUCGAGUCGGGAGCCUACAACCUAACUGCCGAGGGUGUCAGGGGGCUGGAGUUCAAGGACUCCACCAAGUUGUCAUGGGAAUGCAUCAAGCCGUACAUCAGAAUCCAGACCGACAAGGGGCACUACAAGCCCGGCGAUACGGUCAACUACCGUGUGAUCUUCCUCAACGAGAACCUGCUGCCCGCACAGGUCGAGGAUGAAGUGGUGGUCUGGUUUGAGGACUCCAAGAGGAAUUGCUUCAAGCAAGAGAGGCACAUCAAGGCCGCCGGUGAAGUGCUCGCUGGCAAGUUCGAGCUCUCCGAGUUUGCCUUGCUGGGAACUUGGUCCCUGGUGGUAACGCAUGGCCAUUAUGAACGUCGGAGCGGUGAGAGAACCACGUUCGAAGUGGAGAAGUAUGUGCUGCCCAAGUACACCGUCAAAUUGGAUGCUCCGAGGCGUUUUUCACUGAGAGACGGCGAAUUAAACGUGUUCCUGAAGGCCAGCUAUACUUAUGGAAAGCCUGUGAAUGGCAAGGUUUUGGUAAAUGUGCACAUGCCCGAGUACAGUAUUCGGGGUGCCAAAAUGGGGCGCCAGGACUUUCCAAGACACUCUGUUAUUGGCACUGCCGAUAUGGUCAAUGGCAAGGCCAAGCUGAGCAUGGACCUCAAGGAGCUGGCCAGCUUUGUGACGAACAAAAAGCAGUUUUAUUAUGCAAAAAUCAGGGCCCUUGUCGUGGAGCGCUUCACCGGUGUAAGGCUCAGCCAAUCGUGUGACGUCCAACUGCAUCCUUGUCGCUACAGGAUGUCCACCUUGGACUAUCGCAACUCCCUCUUCGAACCCGACAAGGAACACGAAGUAGCCUGCAAGAUAACACUCAUCGAUGGCACGCUGGUCGCGGACACUAAGUCGGUGGUGAAGGCAACAUUUACCGAGGGAAAUUACAUCAACCACAGGUAUGGAGAGAAGCAUACGGUUCCAGAUCCCUCCAAGAUUGAGAAGAAAACGUUGGUGUUCGAGGCCCAUUUGAAUGAGUCGGGAGUGGCCACUUUCCAGGUGACCCUGCCCGAUUUGCCAGACAUUUUCAACAUCACUCGCUACUACUCAAUGGAGCUGCAGUUUGACGACGAGACCUCCGAGCUCCUCAAUAUUUACCCCUGUAGGGCGAAGAACAAAAAUCCCAGCGAAGUAAAAGAAGUCAAGGAAGAAAAGGAGUGGUUCAGGGCCAAGGUGCAGUUGCCCAAGGACAGUCGGCUCCUAAAGAUAGGGCAGGAGUAUCAAGUUACCCUCGAAUCCAGUCGCCCGCUGCAACACUUUGUGUACAACAUCGUCGGGCGCGGAAACGUCCUGGAAACGAAGCGCGUCGAGCUGGACGAGCCCCAAAACACCGCCAGUGUCACCCUGAAGCCCACUUUUCUAACUGCUCCCCGUGGUUGUCUGUACUUCUACUAUGUGGACGAAACUGGUGAACUUCGUUACACGGAGGAGGCAUUCUGCGUGAAAGUGGAGCUGCAAAACAAGAUCGAAAUCGAGGCCCCUGAGGAGGUGAAGCCAGGUGCCGAAGUGGAUCUGAUGAUCAAGACGGCGCCAAAGUCCUUCGUUGGCCUGCUGGCCGUCGAUCAGAGUGUGCUCAUGCUGGGCGGGAACAACGCUUUGGACAAGGACCACUGGAGCUCUCGGCUGGGGAGUUACAAUACGACUACUCCCUGGCAGGGAGGAUACUCAGCGUUUCCCGGGGCACGCACUGGCGUGGUAACGAUGACCAAUGCCUACUUCUUCUACGAUCUCACCCCUCCCCGAUGGCAUAUGCAACAGCAACAGCAACUUAUUCCAUUUGGAGGCGACAGCACGGUGAGGAUGUCAGAAGAGGGAAAGGAGCAACCAGCACCGUCCCCUGUCGUGCGAAAAAACUUUGGGGAGACUUGGAUUUUCGACGAUAUUGAGAGCACGGAGCAGGAGGUCUUCAAGUGGGCGAAGACCAUUCCCGACACGAUCACCAACUGGGUGCUAACAGGCUUCUCGCUGCACCCCGAGAAGGGAUUGGGUGUCACGGACGAGCGGGUGAACAUCAGGACAUUCCAGCCCUUCUUCGUCUCCAUUCGCCUGCCCUUCUCAGUGAAACGCGGUGAGGCUAUCAGCGUGCCAGCUCUGGUCUUUAACUAUCUGCAGAAGGAUCUGGAUGUUGAACUGACCCUAGUCAACGAGGACGAUGAGUUCGACUUUGUGGAUGCCUGCAAUGAGGUUAUUGGCAGCCAGAAGCGUACGCUGAAAAUCCGAGUGGCUUCGGACGCGGCGGGAGGUGCCUCAUUCCUGAUCCGACCCAAGGUCAUUGGCAAUAUUCUGCUGAAAUUCAAUGCCAUCUCACCGCUGGCCGGCGAUGCCGUGCACAAAACGCUUAGGGUGAUUCCCGAAGGCAUCACCCAGUACCAGAACAGGGCCUUCCUUGUCAAUCUCAAGGAUGCGGGUGAAUUUAGGAAAACUUUCGACUUGAGGUUCCCCGAAGAAGUAGUACCCGGUUCGGAACGCGUGGUAUUCGUACUGGUGGGUGAGCUCCUCGGUCUGGUGGUGAAGAACCUGAAGAACCUACUGCGAUUGCCCAGCGGUUGUGGCGAGCAGACCAUGUCCAAGCUGGUGCCCAACCAUCUGAUCCGAGACUACCUGAAGAAUGGCAAGAAGCUGACGCCUGCUGUGGACGCCCACAUCAAUAGGAACCUACUGAUGGGCUAUCAGAAUAUGUUGCACUAUCGCCACGGCGACGGCAGCUUCAGUUCCUUCGGGCCCGGCAAGUGGAGAAGGGAGGCUAAGGACCGCUCGGGCUCAACCUGGCUGACUGCUUAUGUCCUGCGUACGUUCAGCCAGAUCCGGGAUAUCGUUGAUGUGGAUGAAGAGCUUUUGGCCAAGGGCUAUGGGUUCCUGCUCACUCGCCAGGCGGAAAACGGUAGCUUCCGGGAAGAGGGAGAGUACUUCUACAGCUCCCAGCGAUCUCCACUGACCAUCACCGCAAACUGCCUUCUGGCGCUGCUGGAGCAAGAGAGACCCAACCAGGCGGCCAUCGACAAGGCGGUGUCCUAUCUCAGCGCCAAUACGGCGGAGUCCCCGGAGCUCUUGCCCAAGUUCAUUGCUAUAUACGCUCUGCAAAGGGCCAAGGCUCCAGACGCCGCCAAGCUGGUGGCCAAUCUCGAAUCCCUGGCCCUAAGGGAGAGGAACCGCACCUGGUGGACUGAAAAACCGGAGAAGCCUCGCGCUAUCGGUUGCGUUCGGAGCCGGGACGUGGAGAUCACCUCGUAUGCUUUGCUUUCCCUCCUGGAAUCAGAGCGGGAAACACCGCCGGCCGACACCGUUGUCAACACGGUUCGCUGGCUGGUGGCCCAGCAGAACAGCUUCGGAGGAUUCGCCUCCAGCCAGGACACCGUGGUGGGUCUCGCCGCCCUGAUUAGGUUCGCCCAGCGGCCAAGCUUUGAGGCACCCAAGUGGGAGGUGAGCGUCUCCAGCAGGGGCCAGGGCGAGAAGACCGAGAGGCUCUCUAUAUCGGAGAAGAAUGUUCUGGUGCCCCAAUCUGUUGAGUUCCCGUUGGGCACCAAGUCCUUGGAGAUCGAGGCCAAGGGCACAGGCGCUGCGCUCGUCCAGAUCAGCUAUCAGUAUAAUGUGCUGGACAAGGAGCCGAAGCGCAGUUUUAAGGUUGAGACCACCGUCCUGCCCGGGACUUCGCCGGCCAAACUAAGGUUGGGCGUUUUCGUGGACUUCGUGGAAAAGGGCCACGCCAACGAGUCGAAUAUGGCCAUUCUGGAGGUUUCCCUGCCUUCCGGCUACACCGCCGACGGGGAAAGCUUCAAGGGCAUCCGAGAGAUCGAGCGUGUGCGGUUGGUGGAGACCAGGAAUGAUGACUCCGUGGUGGUUGUCUACUUCGAGAACCUGGCCAAGAACGACAGCAAAUGCAUUCCCAUCGAGGCCUUCAGGACACAUUUGGUGGCCAACCAGAAGCCAUCCUCCGUGAUCCUGUACGACUACUAUGACACGGACAAGAAGGCCACCGAAUUCUACUCCAUCGACUCAAAGCUGGGGGAUAGUGACGGUCCAACCCAAAAGGCAUAAUUGUUCAAACCCACUCGAACCAAAAGUACUCUCUGUCUUACCUCAAAUAAUAAUAUAAUAGAUGUUA